AUGGCAGCUGCAGCAGCAACACUAGCCCAGCAGGCACUCGACAUGGCUACUAUGGCCAAGUCGUCAGCCGAUACCACUUGGGUCUUGACUAGUGCGGCUCUUGUAAUGAUCAUGACACCAGCUUGUGGGUUCUUUUAUGCUGGAACAAUUGAAUUCAAAAAUAGUCAGCAUAUGGUCCUACUCAGUUUGCUUUGUCUUGCUGUCGUAUCCAUACAGUGGUACGUUUUCGGAUACUCGCUCUCCUUCAGUGAUGUCAGUCCGAAUAAUUUCAUUGGUGACUUUUCAUAUGCUGGGUUAAGAGGACUGUUUUCCGGCAAAUCACAUCCAUUGGCACCUACCAUACCUGCUGCAGCUUUCAUGAUCUACCAAUGCAUGUUUGCUACCGUAACACCUGCCAUCAUGGUUGGCUCAGUUGCGGAGCGUAUUCGUGUAGGGCCCUUCGUCCUAUUCUGCUUCUUGUGGACGACAAUUGUCUAUGACUUUGUUGCCUACUGGUGCUGGUCACCUAACGGCUGGUUGCACGUUCUUGGAUACCAAGACUUUGCUGGAGGACAACCUGUACAUUCAAUCGCAGGAUGGGGAGGUCUAGCAAUGACUUUGGUAAUGGGCCGUAGAAGAACCCCAAACACGACACCACACAAUUUGCCAUUAAUGGCUCUUGGAACCGUACUGCUGUGGUUUGGAUGGUUUGGAUUCAAUGGUGGAUCCGCUUUAGCUAUGAAUCAACGUGCUGUUAUCGCCGCUAUCAACACAAACACAGCAGCCGCUGCAGGAGGAAUGGCUUGGCUCUUUUAUGACUACAGAAUCCACAAGAAAUUCACAUCUCUAGGCUUCUGCAGUGGUGCGAUUGCCGGUUUAGUAGCCAUCACACCAGGCUCUGGAUUUACGACCCCAUACUAUUCUAUCAUUUUUGGAGUCUUGGGAGCAGUGUUAGGAAACCAUGCAUGUUUCUUGAAGGGACAACUUGGUUUUGAUGAUACUCUAGAUGUUUUCCCUGUGCACGGUGUGGCUGGAAUGGUUGGAACAAUCUUGACUGGACUUCUGGCAUAUGUAUUUUCACUCAUCCCGGUUCUGAACUUACGGACAAAUGAAGAAGAUGAAGCAUUCGGUUGCGAUCUCACACUAUUGGGAGAAGUAGCUUACGACUUUUCGAACUCUGCCCCAGAGGCUAAAGAAGAGAACUAA
Messenger RNA from Synchytrium microbalum, 1185 nucleotides. RefSeq lists its product as uncharacterized. Gene Ontology annotation, biological process: ammonium transmembrane transport. The record is from RefSeq and is a predicted model, not a curated record. The transcript has 13 exons. NCBI's taxonomy places the organism in Eukaryota, Fungi, Chytridiomycota, Chytridiomycetes, Synchytriales, Synchytriaceae. Gene Ontology annotation, cellular component: plasma membrane. The coding region runs from base 1 to 1185 and encodes 394 amino acids. Gene Ontology annotation, molecular function: ammonium channel activity.